Messenger RNA from Chilo suppressalis (striped riceborer), 2425 nucleotides. The record is from the annotation of a GenBank genome assembly. NCBI's taxonomy places the organism in Eukaryota, Metazoa, Arthropoda, Insecta, Lepidoptera, Crambidae.
AUAUUGACACCUAUAAAACGUUGUCAUUGCAAUAUUGUGACGUUACUUUCAUCCCAACCCAAACGAGAAAUACAACUCGACACUGUGAGGAGAAGUGAAGUUAAAAUAUCGUAUCUGGGUUUAUACCCAUUUAAUUAGAAAUGUCAAAACUAAGCUGUUUGCUAUUAGCUUGGGUGAUAUGUGAAGGAGUUCUUGCGAACACGGAGACAGAAAAUGGCUUCGCUCUACCAAAGGAAUUCGCGUCUGCGUUCGACUCUGAUGACGCGGGCAUAACCUCACUGGCUUCGAAUCCCAUUGCCGCAGCAGUACUAAAAGUAGAUAAAAGCCAAUACCCCCAACUAUUUGACACUAUUGUCAGCAGUUCCAUCGAUUCGAUUCAAGCACGCAGAGCACCACAAGAAAGUGCAUUCUCUCCUGAAAAUUUCGGAUUUAAUCCAAUUGCCAGUCAAAGCUUUCAACCGCUUGUGAAAUCCGCUCAAUUGGUUGCGAAGCCAAAACAAGCACAACAACAACAUGUGGUUAUUGGCCAACCAUUGCGAUAUGAUAUAAGAACUGUUCACGAUGCCGAUUAUAAAGUUUACAAACCUGAAGAAGAUGAACAGAACGAACAGAAAGAUAUUUUAGCUGCUUUGAAAAAAAAUCCUUCUGUUGCCGCUUAUUUCCAACCCGCAGUUACAAAUGUCGAAGUUGCUCAUCCUUUAAAUUAUAGAAAAGAGGAAUUAGUUGAAAAUCCCGAAAUUGAACAUAACUACAAGCCAAAUGCUUACAUUGCAGGAUUGUCCCGUAUUCGUCGAUACACAGGUGGAAGGAAGAGAGAAAACUUAAGGAAGAGCAGUGCAGAAGAUGAAGAUGAUCCAUAUGGCUACAAAGCGGAAUACAUAUCCAAACCAAAAGCCUUCGAUAGUCCAGCCUACAGUAGCCCUUAUACAGAAGAAAAGGAUCCCAGCAAAUCUGGAUAUGAUUAUAAAGGAUAUGAAAGUCCUUACAGUAGCGCCUACAAGAAAGAAAAAGAUCCCAAUAAAGACUACGAAUAUCCCUAUGGAUAUGAUUCCGGCUACGACCACAAAGAGUAUGAAAGAAUAAAAGAGUUGUCUGAAAAGCAGGCAGCGGAAAUUAAACAAAACCCACAAAAUUGCAAAGAGGUAAAAAAAGAUGACAUGACUUGUAUGAUUUGCAAGGACCCGAAAACGGGGGGAAAUUAUGAAUCUUGCUCAUAUGUCGCAGAGCCGAAAAAUAACAAAUAUGCCUAUUCAAAAGAAAGAAAGUUUGAUAGCAAUGAUGAACCUGAUGAACCCGAAAAUAAAGACAAAUCGGAAGCAUCGACUAAAAGCGCCAAAUAUCAAAAUCCUAAAGAUGAGGUUCAACAGUUUGCUAAGCCGUCAUCAUCGGAAGAACAAAAACCCUACAGCAGUUACAAAAAAGAAGAGAAGCCCGAAGCUAACGAUUCAGGUGAAAAAUAUAAAUCCUAUUAUGUUCAUACAUCCAAGCCUAAAACGAGCGAAGCACUGCGAGCUGCCGAAGAAACCGAAAGUUCAGAAGAACAAAAGGAUCCAUUAGUUAAGCCCUACAACUACAAAAAGGCUAUACCAGGAUUUUACACUAAUAACGAACAGAAAAAAGAUGUAGAACACGUUCUAGCGGAAUUCAAGAAAAAGGAUAGAUCAGCCUGUAAAAAGGUACAGAAGAAUGGCAUGACUUGUUUCCAAUGUCUAGACAAAAACGGGCUGAAACAUGAGGAAUGUAUGUUUGUCUCUGAAUCCGCACCUAAACGCAGUCAUUUAGCUUAUCAGGAAUUAAAAGAAUUUACAUCUAAACCAGCAACACUUGCUGAGGGAAAUGAGGGCGCUGAGAGCAUAGCUGUAACAACGAGUACUCCCACUGUACAAAAAUCAGCGGCAUAUGUCGUCGCUAACAAUAAUUACGGAAAAAAGUUAAAACGUAAAAAGGCACCACAGGCUGUUGCCGCUGCUUCCAAACCAGUUGUGAGUGCAGUGCCUGCUGCUGCACCAUCAACUCAAAAAGCUGCUCACAAAUCUAAGAGAAGUGUUGAAGCUGAAGCAGAAGAAAACGCAAAGAUUAUCGACGAUAGUAAUAUAGCGCCUCCAGAACAAUUCGCGGGAGCCGAAUCUCAAGGAGCGUUCUGGGCGGAGACCCAGCCAAGAUACAGCGCGGCCUUGGGGGUCACUCUUCCCGAGUUCAUGUUAUCAAGGUCGGAUCACGAAGCUUCUUUCGAUGAAGUAGUCGCGGGCGCGUAAGACUGGUAUUGUUAGCCAACAUAGGCGAUGUUAGUAGAGCGUAUCCGUUUUACAAUACUUACUUUUAAAUAAAGCCUCAACAAAAUGUAACGGGUAAUAGAUAUUUGUUGCGUAACGAAAUAAGAUUUCACAGAUUUACUUCUAAUUCGGCAUGAACAGUUUCACAAUAC